Messenger RNA from Rhododendron vialii, 2514 nucleotides. RefSeq names its product disease resistance protein RPM1-like. NCBI's taxonomy places the organism in Eukaryota, Viridiplantae, Streptophyta, Magnoliopsida, Ericales, Ericaceae. The transcript is spliced from 3 exons. Bases 945 to 2120 code for a protein of 391 amino acids. The record is from RefSeq and is a predicted model, not a curated record.
UUAGAAGAAUGAUAAAGCAGCUAUGUCAGACAAGAAAGGAUUUUGCACCUCAGGGAAUCGAUACGAUGGACCAAAAUUCUCUCAUUCAUAUACUGAGAGAAUAUUCACUUCAGAAGAGAUUUCUAAUUGUUUUCGAUGAUGUAUGGAGUGCUGACUUUUGGAAAUUCGUAAAAAUUGCUUUACCAAAAAACAGCAAAGGAAGUCAAAUAAUUGUCACUACACGCAGCGAAGAUGUUGCUAAUUUUUGCAAGGAAUCCUCAUCGGAUCAGGUUUGCAAAGUGGAGCCCCUAAUGGAGGGGGAGGCUUGGAAGCUCUUUCGCAUGAAAGCAUUCCAACUGGACUUCGGUGGUCAUUGUCCUCCCGAGUUGGAGAAAGUAUCCAGUGACAUUGUUAGAAAAUGUGAAGGAUUACCACUUGCAAUUGUGACAAUAGGCGCUCUCUUGUCCGCUAAAAGUAAGGUUGUAUCCGAAUGGCAAAGAUUCUAUAAUAGCCUCGGAUUUGAGUUAGAAAGGAAUCCGCAUCUCACAAACAUCACGAAAAUUGUGUUGCUUAGUUACCAUGAUCUGCCUUACUAACUCAGACCAUGUUUUUUGUACUUUAGCAUAAUACCGGAGGACUAUCAAAUCACCCACGGAAGACUAACUCGAUUAUGGAUAUAUAGCCGAGGGUUUCAUUGAAGGCAGAAAGGAAAAAUGUUGGAAGAAGUUGCAGAAGGACACUUGACUGAGCUCGUUCAUAGAAGCUUGGUUCAAGUUUCGCAAAGAAAAUUGGAUGGUAGAAUUAAAAGAUGUCAGGUCCAUGAUGUAGUCAACGAGAUCAUCCUCGCAAAGUGUGAGGAGUUGAGUUUUUGCCAAGUUUUGAGAGAAGCAGAUCCAAGUUGGAACAAUGAGACUCGUCGAAGGUCAAUGCAUAUGUGAAACAUAACGAAUAAGGAUUUGGAAACCAUGAGUAGUACCAAAUCAAGAAUUCGUUCCGUUUUUGUUUUCUCGGUGGGGGAGUUGCCAAAGCAGCAGUUAUUGGGUACUCUAGCUGUGAAUUUCAAGCUUUUGAAAGUACUAGAUCUUCAAGGAGCUCCUCUUGAUAAACUUCAUGAAGCCGUGGGAAAUCUUCUUCAUUUGCGAUACUUAAGUGUCAAGAGGACAAAAGUGGAGAUAAUUCCAAAGUCCAUUGGAAAUCUACAAAACCUACAAACUUUGAACUUGAAAGACUCGCAGGUGUCUAUGCUACAAAUUGUGAUCUUUAGUAGACUUCGUAAGUUGCGGCAUCUUAUAAUACCACCAAGAGUGAAGAUUCGAGAAGGGAUUGAGCAUUUAGAAGAGUUGCAGAUGUUGCAAUACGUGGAGGCAAAUGAUGAUUUAAUCAAAGAGCUAGAAAACUUGAGGCAAUUGAGGAAGUUGGGUAUUUGUUACCUGAAAAGAGAACACGGGAAGGCUCUACGUACCGCCAUCGAGAAGAUGAAUCACCUUCAAUCUUUGUGGGUUUGGGCUAUAGGCAGUGACGAGAUUCUGGAUUUGCAUUCUUUUUCUUGUCCCCCCGUAUCUCUUCAACAUCUCUACUUGAAUGGACGUUUGGAAACAUUACCAAACUGGAUAUCGAGACUCGAUAAUCUAGUUUUCCUAAAACUAAUUCAGUCAAGGUUGACCGGUGCUCAUGCAAUAAAAGCUCUUCAAGCAUUACCUAAUUUGAUAGAACUUAAUUUCUUCAACGGGUAUGAUGGAGAACAAUUGUUUUUCGAUGUAGGAGGGUUUCCGAAGCUUAAGUCGCUAUACUUCAGAGGUUUAGAGGGAUUGAAUUCACUUGUAAGAGAGGAAGGAGGAUUGCCCGUUCUUAAGAAGCUUCAAAUUGUUUGUUGCCCACAACUGAAGGAGGUGCCCUCCGGUAUCCGCAACCUCAGAGAACUCAAAUCUCUUGUCUUUUGGGAUGUGCCAACAAAGUUCUUAGAUAGAAUGCAACCAGGCAUAGGUCAAGACUAUUGGGUUAUUGAGCACAUACCUAAUGUCCAGUUUGUAUGGUACGACGAAGGAGGGUUAUUUAGAGUUGGUACUCCUCGGGAAUUCCAAGAUGUGAGGGAAAGCCAAAGGCUAAAUGAUGAACCUGAAGAGUUGGAGGGAGUUGAAUAAUGUUCUAAGCAACCCCGCAAAAAUAAAAGGUUUUACUCCCAGCACUUGAAGUUGGAGAAAAUUCAUGUACAGGACGAUAAAGAAUUCCAAGUAUUUCAAAGUACUACUCACAUCAUUCACAUCACCAUGAAUGCAUUUCAGUUGCCGUUGGUUUUCAUUUCCUUUGUUGUGUGACAUGAAUAAGGGUAUCUCUGCCCUACACUUAAAUGGUCGCUAUGAUUUUGACUGAUGUUGUUUUCGUCGUUGUCUUUUGUUUGUUGUUGUACCAAGACUUCUUGUACCAAGGCAACAUAUCCUAUGUCUGUAUUAUUUUGUAUAUAUAAUACAUUCCAAUAUUAAACUGCAGUGACAGCAGCUUGGAAUUGGAUCGUUUAGUGAGCCCGUUGAGCAUUCA